AUUGUAAUCCUUACAGAGAAUAAACUUUGAAUUUGAAAAGGACACUUCCCUGUGGGACACCAACUGUAAUUGGUUGUGCGGAAGAGCUUGCCCCAUUUGCGUACACAUAUUGGCUUCUGUUGCUGAGGUACUGUCCUCCAAGACAAUGCCAGCGCCAGGGGUGACAGCUCAUCUGACCCACUCCCUUUACUUUCCCAUGCAGCAUUAUGUAUUUCCAUAAACCAGUAUGCAACCAAACUGAAAACUCAUUCAUGGUGAAGCAACAAUCUUUUAAUUUAAUAUUUAAUUUGCAUUUUUUGAAAAUCCCAUAGUUAUACAAAGCAUUUAGGGUAGACUAAAUACUACUUAAUACUAGUAAAGUUGUACAGCUGAUGUGAGAAUAUUUGAAUUUAAGAUACACAAUGUAAUAUGCCUCUUGCCUGCAUUGAGGUACAUGGGGUCCAGGUUCUAGAAUACGGUAUAGUGAAUACCAGACAGGUCACUACAUGGAGAAGACUCAUGCUGGGGGUAUGCUCAUGGUGGACAUACAUGUAUGCAUGCAUGCAUACAUACAUACAAUACUUUCAUGGAUUAUUCAUCAACAAAAUCACACAGUGUUAUGCAGGCUUCCUCUGUCAGAUUGUGCAGCAACUGCAACACAUCCAGUGUUAAUCAGGGGAUACCUCUGUGGACUGGUACAGAGACUACAGCGCAUCUUGCGUUAUGCAGGAGAUCAUUACAAUAAAAACUAACUUCCAGACCCACAAGGUUCAUGCAGUAUACAGGAGAUACAUUACCUAUCUUGGACAGCGCAGUGCCUGAAACACAUCGUGUUGUAUGGGGAAUAUCAGUUUGUGCAGUAGCUAAAGUAAGUCUAGUUUACUAGGGGAGUGGCCAAUUAAUGUGUACACAUAUAUUAGUGACUUAUACAUUUAAAAUUCCUGUUGAUACAUUAAUAAUUACAUAAUAGCGAAUUAAUGAUUCAACGGAAUUACUGAUAGGUGCUAUCACACAGCAUGUGACAAGAGAAUGUGGACACAAUUUUUUCGUACAAUAAGACUACAUGUGACCAAUGGUGUAUUGUAUCUGCUGGUGUUUAUGGUGCUUACCUUGUUAAUCCUCUUUGGUUCCGAGCUUGUUUGCAUUAUGAUGAUGUUACUUUUUAUAUAAAAAUAAUAAAAUAUUAAUAAAGAAUAAAAAGGCACAAUACCAUGUCUGGGUCAAUACAUAAAUAACCAGCCCUCACACAGGAGAAUGAAAUUAAUGAUGCUUCAGUCUGACUUGAUGAGUUAAUAGUCCAAGUCAGACUGAAACGUCGUCUUAAGUUUUAUGCCAUGUGCGAGUUAUUUGUGUGAAAUACCAAUAAAAUUAAAAAGGACACUUAGAACAUCUUUUUUGGACACAUUUCACUCCUGAGAACUUGAUCAUUUCGAAUGGUACAAUUAUUAUUAUAAUCAAAACUAAGUGCUAAACCCACCAGGGUCAUACAGCACUGCUCAAAUGAUACAAGAAAACGAGAAAGCACAGUAUUGUACAUAAAGUGGAAAGUAUGUCAGAGGUGAUGGUCAGAUGGAGGUACGAGGUCACCAAAUUGCCAUGUCACAUGAAAACCAAACAGCAGCAUAUAGCAAUAUCACGUGGUAGAGUUGCCAGUCCUUUGUGUUACAAUGUUGGAUGUAGCAAUUAUGGAUGGUGAUACAUUGGAGCUUAUUCCUGUUGGGUUCCUGGAGGGUGUUCUGGGGGUUAACAUUCCCACAGCCUGGUCCAUGACCAGGCUACUGUAGCUUAUUUCUACAUUGUUCCAGCGCAUGAGAUGGCCAUCUUUAGACCUGCAUACAACACAAGUGUUGCUGGCAUUGUCUCUGUUGCAAGCACAUUUGUGUUCCUGAACUCUUGGAAAGAUUCUUCCCACAUAGAUCUUGUUCACUCCCUACAUGGAAUGGUGAAUGUUCCUGCUUCAGUGUUUGGAGUGUCAUGAGGAUAUUUCUUUCUAGUGAGGUCUGCUAGAUGAUGAGGCCAUGUCAGCUAAGAUGUAGUCUAGUAAGGGCCUUCAUUUGUUGCUGGCCACUUCUUGUACAGGUAGAAUCAUGAAUCUAGAUUUCUUAGUAGUGGUGCAGUAAAAUUUAAUCUUAUCCGUGCACUUGCAGUCUUGCAUGAAUUAUAAUCAAGUGAAGUACUAAACCCAAAAGGGUCAUACAGCACUACCUUGUAUAAAAUAGGGAGAGGAGGUGUAAUCAUGUGCAAGUAUGGGUUAUGUACUGGAAUUAUUUUUUCUAGGAGUUUGAGACUCGAGAUACAGAUUUUUUUUUUUAUUAUCACACUGGCCGAUUCCCACCAAGGCAGGGUGGCCCGAAAAAGAAAAACUUUCACCAUCAUUCACUCCAUCACUGUCUUGCCAGAAGGGUGCUUUACACUACAGUUUUUAAACUGCAACAUUAACACCCCUCCUUCAGAGUGCAGGCACUGUACUUCCCAUCUCCAGGACUCGAGUCCGGCCUGCUGGUUUCCCUGAACCCCUUCAUGUUACUUUGCUCACAUUCCAACAGCACGUCAAGUAUUAAAAACCAUUUGUCUCAAUUCACUCCUAUCAAACACGCUCACGCAUGCCUGCUGGAAGUCCAAGCCCCUCGCACACAAAACCUCCUUUACCCCCUCCCUCCAACCUUUCCUAGGCCGACCCCUACCCCGCCUUCCUUCCACUACAGAUUGAUACACUCUUGAAGUCAUUCUGUUUCGCUCCAUUCUCUCUACAUGUCCGAACCACCUCAACAACCCUUCCUCAGCCCUCUGGACAACAGUUUUGGUAAUCCCGCACCUCCUCCUAACUUCCAAACUACGAAUUCUCUGAAUUAUAUUCACACCACACAUUGCCCUCAGACAUGACAUCUCCACUACCUUCAGCCUUCUCCUCGCUGCAACAUUCAUCACCCAUGCUUCACACCCAUAUAAGAAAAAACCCAAUGAUUACACUUCUUUUGACUCGAGUAGAAAUAAGAAUGGGAAUCUUCAUUUGUAGGCUUUGUAUUAUUAUUGUACUUCCAUGGGGAAGAGCUAAAUCAAUAGGGGUCAUACAGUACCUAGGGAAAUGGAAGGCAUUCAGACUCAAUUCAAGAAUUGGAGCACAGGCCGAAUGCCUUGGAUCAUGAGCCCCUCACCAGCAUCAAGAAACCUAUCUAAAGGGUAGGCUUCCUUUAGACACUAUGGGAGGUGGGGAGGAAGGGAUGUCUGUGUUAAGUGCUUGCCAUAGAAUAUCAAGAAGUGGUAAUGUGUGUUCUUUUUCCACUUUUAAGACUAAAUUUCAUAGUUUUUAAACAUUGAUCCUAUUAUCUCUUAUGUUAAAUCUUCUGGGAUAUACGACCAGAAUGUCUUAAACGUAAGUAUGUUCUGUAUUAGGGAAUUUAAUACAGCCACUUAACGAUGGAGUUCUGUUCCUAAGUUCACCACUAAACGGACAGGCUCUAAACAUAAGCAACGAAUAAUCGCUAGGUUAUGGAUAAGAUUUAACAAGUGCAGCAGGUGUCAAAAGAUCAUAUGCAGGUAGACCAUGGUCUACUGAUCUACCCCUCAGGUACAUUGGGAGAGCACCUUAAGAAUGUCUAGCAUCCACUUUAAGCUUCUUUAUACGAGAGACCUACGUCUGGCCCUGAUCAAAGACCAUUUGCAGAAAUGUCAUCUGCUGCUUGUAUUAUUAUAAUAAAAAAGAAGCACUAAACCUACAAAGGUCAUACAGCACUGCCCUGCUGCUUGUAGGAAGAGCCCACACUGUGGGGUUGCACAUGGGAAAUAGACUAACCCAGGAAUGGAUAAAUUGAAGUUACCUUUUUCUGAGUGGAAAACUGGUGGCAGUUAGCAACAGCCUGCUCUGUGAUGUCCAGCCACCUGAAGCUGGCAACUCCAAGAGUAGAUGCCGAACAGUAGGUAGCAGGAUUAUUCACAUACAUGGUUGUCUUCGCUCCAUCGGAGACAAUGCCAAACACACCAGUCAUGGCUAUAAUAAAGCAAGUGAUGCGCAUAACGUUGCCCUACAGUAUCCCUUCCUCCAGGAGUAACUCCCACGAGUAGCACAAGCUCUCGCAUUGAACAAUCCACUGGACAAACUGUUGGAGAAACCAGAACAGACGAUCCCACAGUCUGAUUCUGGAGAAAGUGAAAAACUUCAAAUCUGCACUUUGUCAUAUUAUUCAUAGUACAACUCAUGAAAAUGGAACAGAAUCAUUUAUAUAGUUUGGGUACCAGGGCAGCAGAUAGGUUGAAAUUUCACCUCCACAUCUAUAGCAGUUUUGCACACACCAAGGAAUAUUUAAAGCAAUUUUUUUGUGUGUUUGGAGUAGAAGGGCAACUUCCAGUCUAGAAGUUGGAUUACAAAUCUCAGUCAUUACAAUUAUAAUCAUAACUAAGCGCUAAACUCACAAAGGUCAUACAGCGCUCCAGGGUAGGAUGUGCUAACUUUGUAACAUGCUUGAUCAGAGACCAGCGAGAGUGAAGAAUAUGCCAGAGGCAGUUAGUAAAGGAGUAAGGUUUGCUAAAGGGAAGUAUAAUCAAAGUUGGUGUAAUAAAGCUGUUGCUGACAAAAAAGUUAAGAGGGAGUCUGUGUCAAACGUGGGGCUGUCAGCGACAUCAGAUAAAGUAAGGGCAUUAGAACAGGGGAAGUGGAAAAGAAUCUUUCCUCCGUAAGCCAUGCGUGUCGUAUGAGGCGACUAAAAUGCCAGGAGCAAUGGGCUAGUAACCCCUUCUCCUGUAGAUAUUUACUAAAAAAGAGAAGAAGAAAAACUUUAUAAAACUGGGAUCCUUAAAUGUGCGUGGAUGUAGUGCGGAUGACAAGAAACAGAUGAUUGCUGAUGUUAUGAAUGAAAAGAAGUUGGAUGUCCUGGCCCUAAGCGAAACAAAACUGAAGGGGGUAGGGGAGUUUCAGUGGGGGGAAAUAAAUGGGAUUAAAUCUGGAGUAUCUGAGAGAGUUAGAGCAAAGGAAGGGGUAGCAGUAAUGUUGAAUGAUCAGUUAUGGAAGGAGAAAAGAGAAUAUGAAUGUGUAAAUUCAAGAAUUAUGUGGAUUAAAGUAAAGGUUGGAUGCGAGAAGUGGGUCAUAAUAAGCGUGUAUGCACCUGGAGAAGAGAGGAAUGCAGAGGAGAGAGAGAGAUUUUGGGAGAUGUUAAGUGAAUGUAUAGGAGCCUUUGAACCAAGUGAGAGAGUAAUUGUGGUAGGGGACCUGAAUGCUAAAGUAGGAGAAACUUUUAGAGAGGGUGUGGUAGGUAAGUUUGGGGUGCCAGGUGUAAAUGAUAAUGGGAGCCCUUUGAUUGAACUUUGUAUAGAAAGGGGUUUAGUUAUAGGUAAUACAUAUUUUAAGAAAAAGAGGAUAAAUAAGUAUACAAGAUAUGAUGUAGGGCGAAAUGACAGUAGUUUGUUGGAUUAUGUGUUGGUAGAUAAAAGACUGUUGAGUAGACUUCAGGAUGUACAUGUUUAUAGAGGGGCCACAGAUAUAUCAGAUCACUUUCUAGUUGUAGCUACACUGAGAGUAAAAGGUAGAUGGGAUACAAGGAGAAUAGAAGUAUCAGGGAAGAGAGAGGUGAAGGUUUAUAAACUAAAAGAGGAGGCAGUUAGGGUAAGAUAUAAACAGCUAUUGGAGGAUAGAUGGGCUAAUGAGAGCAUAGGCAAUGGGGUCGAAGAGGUAUGGGGUAGGUUUAAAAAUGUAGUGUUAGAGAGUUCAGCAGAAGUUUGUGGUUACAGGAAAGUGGGUGCGGGAGGGAAGAGGAGCGAUUGGUGGAAUGAUGAUGUAAAGAGAGUAGUAAGGGAGAAAAAGUUAGCAUAUGAGAAGUUUUUACAAAGUAGAAGUAAUGCAAGGAGGGAAGAGUAUAUGGAGAAAAAGAGAGAGGUUAAGAGAGUGGUGAAGCAAUGUAAAAAGAGAGCAAAUGAGAGAGUGGGUGAGAUGUUAUCAACAAAUUUUUUUGAAAAUAAGAAAAAGUUUUGGAGUGAGAUUAACAAGUUAAGAAAGCCUAGAGAACAAAUGGAUUUGUCAGUUAAAAAUAGGAGAGGAAGUUAUUAAAUGGAGAGUUAGAGGUAUUGGGAAGAUGGAGGGAAUAUUUUGAGGAAUUGUUAAAUGUUGAUGAAGAUAGGGAAGCUGUGAUUUCGUGUAUAGGACAAGGAGGAAUAACAUCUUGUAGGAGUGAGGAAGAGCCAGUUGUGAGUGUGGGGGAAGUUCGUGAAGCAGUAGGUAAAAUGAAAGGGGGUAAGGCAGCCGGGAUUGAUGGGAUAAAGAUAGAAAUGUUAAAAGCAGGUGGGGAUAUAGUUUUGGAGUGGUUGGUGCAAUUAUUUAAUAAAUGUAUGGAAGAGGGUAAGGUACCUAGGGAUUGGCAGAGAGCAUGCAUAGUUCCUUUGUAUAAAGGCAAAGGGGAUAAAAGAGAGUGCAAAAAUUAUAGGGGAAUAAGUCUGCUGAGUAUACCUGUUAAAGUGUAUGGUAGAGUUAUUAUUGAAAGAAUUAAAAGUAAGAUGGAGAAUAGGAUAGGAGAUGAAGAAGGAGGCUUUAGGAAAGGUAGGGGGUG
Cherax quadricarinatus is the source of this 6512-nucleotide messenger RNA. NCBI's taxonomy places the organism in Eukaryota, Metazoa, Arthropoda, Malacostraca, Decapoda, Parastacidae. The record is from RefSeq and is a predicted model, not a curated record.